Molecule: messenger RNA, 4543 nt
Organism: Myxocyprinus asiaticus (Chinese sucker)
Lineage: Eukaryota; Metazoa; Chordata; Actinopteri; Cypriniformes; Catostomidae
Exons: 5
Coding region: 1-1938 (645 amino acids)
Biological process (GO): Notch signaling pathway
Source: RefSeq, a predicted model, not a curated record
AUGACGUAUUUACUGACAACGCCGUGCGAGUUUUCGCACGAGCGCACCAGCAGCUCGAGAGCUGGCGCUCCUGCCACUGCUGGGAUACUUGGCUUACUUGACAGUCGGUCACACUCGCGCGGACGGACCACAGUGUGCAGAGAUGUCUUGGGGAGUUUGAGGCCAGUCGACGUGCAGCUGGAGAAUGUAACUGGGGACAUUGAGAGGCUGGGCGUGUUCUGUGUGAAAGAUAGCGAUGCUCCAUGUGGACAGCCACCUUCAUUCCCAAAUUCACAUCUGCAGGGGAAAACUGGACUAGACCUGGGGGAUGAACUCCUGUAUGCCUGUAACCCUGGAUACAAACUCCCCAAUACAGAGACAGCCUUCAGCCUGCUUUGUGAUAGCUGUGGAGAAUGGUAUGGCCUGGUACAGCAUUGUGUCAAAGAUGAUCCUGAAGGCCACAUCGACUAUGACGAUAAGUUCACAGAUGGCCAUCUCCUUCAGAAUCCAGGGGAAGUGCAUCAUGUUUCUUUGAUUCCAGGAGGAGCAGAGACCACAGAUGAUGAAGAAGAGCAAUCCACUCCUGAACCAGAGCAUGAGCAGACAGCCAUGUCAGAGGAGGAAGAGAAUGAAGAUGAUUCUACAGUAUCAGUGACUGAACCUCCAGUGUCUCAACUCAGUCAGAAGCAUAUGUUCUGGUUCCCCUCAGAGGCCUUUCAGGAUGAGAAAGAGCCUCCAGUUAUCACCACAGAUUCUUCUGUUAAAAGCCCUAUAGAAGACCAGAAUCACAGCCAAUUGAAGCCUGACAUCAUCACAGAAGAACAUGACCCUAACCCUGACCCUGAUUAUGACUAUGCGACAGAUCCUCCCACUAAUUUGCCUGUCAGUCCCAGUGUUGGCAGCACGGAAGACUCCUGGCUUGAUGGAUAUCCUGUUCACCAGGGGGAAGAUAAAACUGGCGGUGAGUCAACGGGGGAGGCAGGACCAGAACAUGGACUGGAUACAGAGAGCGUGACUGACCCUUCAGAAGUGGAGAUGUUUGAGGAUGCAACCAAAAGCCCAGUGGAAGAGGAUAUUGGGGGUUUGAUUGACCACUCGGAGGAGGAAGACAUUGAAGGAGUUGUCAACAAUCACAAGGACACAAAGUAUAAAGACAAGAUCCACAGGAAAGGAGAGGAAGAUGAGCUUAGCAGAGGGACAACCAGACUUGAACAGGAGGAAUCCGUUGGAGUAAAAGAGGAUCCAGUGGUAACACAUUAUGGAGAAGCCACGGAGAAGGAUGAAAUGGGGAAAGAGACAUCCAUACCAGAGGUAACGGAGUCUGAAGGAGAGAUUGAUGGAUCUGAAGAGUUGGGAUUUGACAGUGUUACUGAAAGCCCAAAUGCUGUGGAGAUGGAACCCACAACUUUUGUCAGUGUUACUCAGAUGACAACAAGUGCAGACGAUAUUGAUCUACACAAGCAACCCAUGAUGUACACACCAGCGUCCGCUCCGGAGAAUGUGAGCACCAGCCAAGAGGGUUUAGAACCUGAAUACACAACCACACCUUCGGGGAUGGUAUUUCUCGAUGUUACACCUGGUUUCACUGAUGAUCUCAUCACCAAGGCCACACCCAUUAUUGAGGUUUCUUGGGAAACCAGUGACAGUGGCCACAUUCUGGAGCUUGACCCUGACCAUGACACGACAGAAAUCCCUGAAAAUAGUGAGAUAGAAAGAGGUGGAGAUCACAGCCUGGACCAACAAGAGCGGGCUGGGGAGGGUAAUUGUGCAGAAGGCCUCUGCCAUGUAUCUGGUCGUGGACCGAUGAUUGCCGCCAUUAUCGUUGGCGUAGUAGCAGCAUUAGUAGGCGUGGUCUUGGGAGUGUGGUGUUACAAAAAGAGGCUACAAAAGAGCUCCCACUACCAACUCAAUGGAACUAACAGUCAAACACAGUGCAUUGAAUUACAACAGACUGUGUGAUGGCCAUGCACAUCCUCACAAACCCACACAGCUUACACAAACAUCAAUACAAAGCCAUUAAUGUGUGAACAUUACAGUCUACAUUUACACUAACACAAAAAGUGUCCCUGCGUUCAAAUCUCCUUCACCACACAAAGUCUGUUGGAUAGGAUUGUGUAAUACUUAUUUUUGAUAAUGUUUCUGUUUUGUUUUUUCUUUUUCUUUUUUCAUUGUAUUUUCAUUGUAUUGUGUUGAUAAUAAUUGACACUUCAUAAUCUUUCAAUUAGGUGUCAUGGAUCUAAAUGUCUUCUGUUAUUUUGGAUGGACUGCAUUGGACUGCAGGUCAUUGCAUUUGUAUGCAUAGUGCCCAUAUGUCCUUGUUAACAGAUUAUGUGUAUGUAUGUGUUUAUAGCUCUGUCCAUUAGUGAGUGAGUGUGCGUAAGGAGUGUGUGUAUGAUUGUGAUUUGGCUAUAUGUAUGUGUGUAAGAGACUGAAAGAGAGAGAAAGAGUGAAAAAGAGAGUGUGGUUGAACUUAGCAUUCUGUGCAUGUGCAUAUUGAAAGUUUCUAACUCUCACAGACAGGUGAGACAUUCUGUUCAGAGGAACUGAGGGUGAAUUCUGAUUGGCUUUCAGCACAUAUAUGCCUAGCGCUCGCAGAAUAAAUAGCUUUUUCAUCCCUAAAUUUAGAAUACAAUGAGCAUUUGUUCAGUUUAAGCCUUUUUCCUAUAAAUAAGUCCAGUUUUUUGUGGUUGGGCUCAGGACUCUAUUGAAAGAAUUUAACUCACAGACAGGUGAGACAUUCUGGUCAGAGGAACUGUGGGUGGAUUCUGAUUAGAUUUCAACAUAUAUAGAGCUUGUAUAAUGAAUAGCUGUCACCCACCAGUUUAGAAUACCAUGAGCAUUUGUUCAAUUUCUUUAAGUCUAUAUCAACACUAAUCCAUUUUUGUUUGAAAAUGCAUUGAUUUCGCUAUAUGUUUACGCCUCUCAUCCACACUGAAACAGGGUUUUCCUCCACUGAAAACUGAGAAUUUUGAAAACUCUCUCUAGUACCGCAUACUUUGCAAAACUAUGACAUUAUGAAACAGAUAAUGGACGUUUCAAAAUUAAACGAAUUAGUGUGGACAAGGCCUAAAAGUUCAUGAUAGCAUUGAAGUAUACUUAGAUUUAAGGAACCGUUAGGAAAAGUCAUAAAUUAAUAUUUUAUAUGUCUUAAAGCCAGUAUUACACUCCUCACUUAGGUAUCAAAUAAAAUAUUAAAUAAUUAAUUAUUAUACUUUUUCACAAUUGUGUGAUUGGUUUAAACAAAAAACAAACCAAAAAAUAAAAUAAAAAAAUAAAAAAACAUUUUGCCCCUCAAAGUAACGAUCAAGUCAUUAUUCAUCUCAAACUAAAUUUAUAAGGGAUAUUUGUAUCAGAUGUUUAUUACAAAUGAUUUUUUUGACAUUUUAAAACCAGUUAAUUAAAACAAAACAAAACAAAACAAAACAGAAAUCACAUAAUGUGUCAAAACUAUUGUCAGUGUUUAAUUAAAGCUGUAAUCGGUAAUGUUAUUUUUUGGGGGAUUUACAGCUGAAAUCAAAUACAUAUAUAGAAUGCUAAGAUGUUUUUGUUUUCCCACACAUUUCAAUUGUGAUUUUAGUUUAUAAAAGAUCUAGUGAAGCUAGAUUAGUCAGGCUAUUUUCAACAUGUUGUUAGUAACAAAGUCUUAAAUUGUUGUUUGAUUUUAUCAUAAAUGAAUAAGUAAGAGUGGAGUAACAUGUUUAACUUUUGUUUUGCAGAGUAAUUUUUCAAUACUUUAAAGAUCAGCUGAUGUACACAAAAUUAACUUUAUUUAACUGUUAAGAUAUGUUUGAAGGUUGUUUGUUACGUAAGGUGCAUUAUUUUUUUUCAUGUUUAAAAUAUAUAUAUAUAUAUUUCCAGAACUGUGCAGCUGAUGUUAUAUUAGCUUUGUUCUUAUUGUAGAAUAGGCCUAUACACUCUGACUGUGUUAUCUGAAAUAACUCUCUGUUUAGUUGAGAGGUUAUAUGGUCUCAUUUACUUACAAAACAUAAGUCAGAUCAAAACAGAAUAUAGGACAUAAUUUAAUGUCAUUGCAAAUUUCUGGUGUCUAAUUUCUAGUAGAUUUAAUGCAAAGUAUUGUGAACCAUUAAAAGUUUAGAUGAAAAAAAUAAAAUAAAAUCAGUUCCACUGGGCUCUUGUGCUGGUCAACGCAUUAAGGCAAUUUUGAUUGUUUAUAAGCUUUGUGAGGAAAUAACCUAGGAAAGACUGGCCCAAAUGAACACUUUCCAACUUGAAGUAACAAAUAGAUACUUCAUAACCAUUUUGGGGCACUUGUGGCAAUUGGAACUCAACAUUUUAUUUGUGCUGAAAUCAUAUCAAAGUUGUUUUUCUGAAUUGUUAAAGUGUUGCUUUUUUUUUUGUGAUUGUUGAUUGAGUUGUCUCUGAAUAGAGUUCUUGAGUGAAUGAGUGAAAUCUUUUCAUCUGUGAUUUGUUCAUUUGCAUUAGAAGUCAAAACUGCUUGUUAAUAUCUCCCAUUACACAGUAACAAUGUCAGUUAAAUGUGACAUGAGGGUAUCUGACUAAAUAUAGCUGUGAAAAACUAACUGACCCUUAACAAAUAAAUUAC